AUGCAAAUAAAAUUAGAUGAGGAAGCCAUAAAAGCGAUGAAUAUAUUAAAAAAGGAAUUACAAGCACAAGUCGAACUCUUUCAACCCGAUUUCAAUAAACCCUUUGAUUUAACCACGGACGCAAAACAAUUGAUAACAGAAGAAAUUCUAUAUCAAAUAAAAACCACACUAGUACAAACUUUCCCAACAACUAAUUUUGUAAUAGCAAAUGCAUUAGUCAGAGACAUCACUGACGAAAAUGAACAGAAUGAAAUAGUUGAACAAAUACACAGAAGAGCACAUACAAAUUAUAGAAAUAAGAUAAAAGAACUCUCUGAGAGCUAUUACUGGCCUAACAUGCAAGAUAUGGCAAAGAAGGCAGCACAAAUAUGUGAGAUAUGUAAAAAAUGUAAAUACGACAGACGACCGAAUAAAUUACUUUACGGAAAAACACCAAUACCAAAUGAAGUAGGUACACAUUUACACAUGGAUAAAUUUUUUAUGGACAACCAAAUAUAUAUAACUACAGUAGACAGAUACUCAAAAUUCUGCUAUAUAAGAAAAAUACCAGAUAGGAAAAACACAUUUAUAUAUUUGAAUGAAAUACUAUCACAAAUAUUCCCAUACGCAACGAACCUAACAACCGAUAACGACCCGACAUACGUUAAUGUAGUAGCAAAAUCUGUAUACGAUCGACUACAUAUACAGCACACAGCAGUGCCACCACUACAUUCGACAACGAACGGUCAAGUAGAGCGGACGCACAGCACAAUAGUGGAGCUAACUAACUUACUAGUAAAGGAAACCAAAGGCAAACACGAAGAGAGAUCGAUGGUUAAUGCUAAAAGUUUUCACGCUGCUCCAAACGUCAACACAGCUCAAGUUGAAUCAUGCGCUUUAUGUGGUCAAGCACAUAUUAUACGCCGCUGUCCAACCUUUCUCUCAAAAGAUUGCUAUGAGAGGAAGGCAAUCGUUGAUAAGGCAAAGCUGUGUCUCAAUUGCUUAAGUAAGGCUCAUGCACUUUCUAAGUGCACUAGCAUCAAAAAUUGCCUCCAGUGUGGCCAACGUCACCACACUUUACUGCAUUUUCCAUUCGCUACAAAGACUACUCCUGCAAAUAACGCUCUUCCGCCAUCAACUCCACGCGUUUUAUCCAAUUUCAGCAACGUUUCAGCACCUCCACAAGAACAAUCAGUUCCAAUUUCUUCAAACACACCUUCUCUUUCGACAGCAGUUUUAGAGGCAAGGCGCUUCACUCGCGCUCAUUCUACGCUAGCGGCAAAUCCAACACAAUUGGGUGUCGAUAGGAUCCCCGUACAAGGGCCGAGACACAUACUUCUUGCCACGGCGUCAGUAGGGCUGUGCAACGAAAUCACGAAUCGAUCGGCGAUAGUACACGCUUUGAUCGAUCAAGGAUCCGAAGGAACGCUUAUUACAGAAAAUGCUGUUCAGCAAUUAGGCCUGCAGCGUCAUCCCACAGCUGCAGAUAUAUGCGGAGUAGGCCCAAACCUAUUUAGCCAAUCACGAUCAUUGGUUAGCUGCACUCUUCGUUCAUGCUUCGCCGCUCAUAUUGAGUCUGCUUAUGUUCUGAAGCAACUCACAGCACCACUGCCCAGCCAGGAAAUUGUGCCACAAGAUAUGGCACAUCUACGAGGACUCGCUCUCGCCGAUCCCAAAUACUACCAGCCGAAAAGAAUUGACCGCAUUAUCGGCGCAGACAUGAUCGCCCAAAUAUUGGAGCCGGAAACCCGCAUUGGCCAUGUUAACCAACCUAUUGCCCAAAAAACUCAUUUGGGAUGGAUCCUGUCGGGACGAAUAAAUUCUGACACGCCUUCUACUGUCACUAUUCGCUGCCACCACAGCAACCUUGAGCUUGAAGGGCUUGUGCGAAAAUUCUUUGAGAACGAGCAUGUGCCCACUUCUGUACCAAUGUCCGCUCAAGACCAGUGGUGCGAAGAUUUUUCCCAUAGCACUUAUACUCGACAAGCAAAUGGUAAAUAUCUGGUUCGUUUGCCUCUGAAGUCAUUAUAUGAUCCUAACCAAACUAUAGGCAAGUCGAAACAAAUUGCACUGAACAGAUUUCAUGAGCUAGAACGUCGACUCCAGCGUAAUGCCGAUCUCCGUGAGCAAUAUGAGGAUGGAAUUGAGGACUAUUUUCGCCUGAACCAAAUUCGCCCAGCUAUGACAAUGGAGGAACUGCACUGCUCAACUACCAAAUGUAACCAGCUAACCGUAACAUCCUGUGUACUGCCGCAUCACGCUGUGGUGAAAGAAACGAGUGUCACUACCAAACUACGAAUUGUCUACGAUGCGUCCUCGAAAACGUCAAAUGGACGUUCAUUGAAUGAUUUACUAUGCAUUGGCCCACCAUUACAAAACGACCUUUCGGCUGUCAUCCUGAAGUGGCGACUGCAUAGAUACGUCUUCUUGGCCGAUAUACAAAAAAUGUAUCGAUGUAUCGACAUGAACCUAGAGGAUUCAAAUUAUCAACGCAUAUUGUGGCGCAACAAAGAUGGACAUGUUUACGAAUACUGCCUCACGACGGAGACCUUUGGAACAGCGUCCGCGCCGUACACUGCAAUUAGAGUUCUUCAUCAGCUCGCGCACGAUGAAAAACACCGAUUCCCCCUCGCUGAGAAUAUUUUGCUUCACGAGAUGUACGUUGACGAUGUACUAAGCGGAAGUGAUUCAAUUGCUAAUGCAACACUGUUGCGUGAUCAACUGAUAGCGGCGUUAAAGUCAGCUGGCAUGGAACUCAGAAAAUGGUCCAGUAACACUCCUGAGUUUUUGCACCCUAUUCCAUACGAGCAUCAAUCGUAUGAUCCAGCACAACAACUCAACACUAACGAGACGAUCAAAAUGCUUAGCCUGCAUUGGCAGCCGAAUCUCGACUCUUUCACUUUCUCAGUCAAAUUUGCUAUCAACUCCAGCGUAACAAAAUGA
Rhagoletis pomonella (apple maggot) is the source of this 2922-nucleotide messenger RNA. RefSeq lists its product as uncharacterized. The record is from RefSeq and is a predicted model, not a curated record. The transcript is spliced from 3 exons. Bases 1 to 2922 code for a protein of 973 amino acids. Gene Ontology annotation, biological process: DNA integration. Gene Ontology annotation, molecular function: nucleic acid binding. NCBI's taxonomy places the organism in Eukaryota, Metazoa, Arthropoda, Insecta, Diptera, Tephritidae.